AUACUUGCAAAUUGCUUGAAAUACAGGUUAAGAGAAAUGGUUCACUUGAUAACCACUAUAUAGCCAAUAAAAUAGACCGUGGCACGGUGCGUGAAUGGUCUAUUUAUGACGAGGACCAGAAAGGUUAGAUGGGGGGGAGGGGAUCCACGAUGCUACGUUUGGUACCCACUGAGGUGGUAUUUCUUGGUUCUCGCAUCACGCUUCCUCUUCAGUCGGUUGGGGUUACAGGGAGCCUAUCCACGUUUGAGCAGCAGCAGCAUCAACGCACUGUCAUCCUGUGGACAAAAUUCAAGCUGGGGAUAUAGUGAAAGCCAUAUCCAUAAUUACGAGGAGCUGUCCAUCACAGAGCGGGCCCUGUGAUACAAUCAAGCUCAACUCUCCACCACCCUGUUGAGGGUAAACUGGAACACUACACGACAUAAACACUCCCCAGAGAUUCCUUAGCUCCAACCUACUUUUCAGGUGAUAAACCCCUGCCUUUGAGAUUCCUCGACCCUUCAAUAAUGGAGGACGGCUACCAGAACAAGACAGCCUUUAUAAAGGGUGCCAAAGACAUUGCCAAAGAGGUCAAGCGCCAGGCGGCCAAGAAAGUGGGCCGCGGUGUGGACAAGAUGACCGACGAGUACAGCAAACGCUCCUAUGCCCGCUUUGAGGAAGACGACGACGAUGACUACCCUGGAGUGCCUGGGGGGCAGGACGGUGGCUACUACCGGGGCGACAGCCAGGCAGCCAAUGACGAUGAAGGUGGCCACAGCGACUCCACAGAGGGCCACGACGAAGACGACGAGAUCUACGAGGGCGAGUACCAGGGCAUUCCUCGCACUGAUUCGGGCAAGGCUGCUGACGGCCUAGCAGGGGGAGAUGGGCAGCAGUUCAGGGACAUGGCACAGUUGGAGGGGGAGCGGCGGAAGGACCAAGAAGAGCUAGCCCAGCAGUACGAGACCAUCCUGCAGGAGUGCGGCCAUGGGAAGUUCCAGUGGACCCUCUACUUUGUGCUGGGGCUGGCCCUCAUGGCGGAUGGUGUGGAGAUCUUUGUGGUGGGCUUUGUGCUCCCCAGUGCUGAGAAGGAUAUGUGUCUGUCAGAGGAAAGCAAGGGCAUGUUGGGUCUGAUCGUUUAUCUGGGAAUGAUGGUCGGGGCAUUUGUGUGGGGUGGGCUCGCUGACCGGAUCGGCCGACGGCAGUCCCUUCUUAUCUGUCUCUCCAUCAACAGCGUAUUCUCCUUCUUCUCCUCCUUUGUUCAGGGUUACAGCACCUUUCUCUUCUGCCGACUACUUUCUGGUGUUGGGAUCGGUGGUUCCAUCCCCAUUGUGUUCUCCUACUACUCAGAGUUUCUGGCCCAGGAGAAACGUGGGGAGCACCUCAGUUGGCUCUGCAUGUUCUGGAUGAUUGGUGGCAUCUAUGCCUCAGCCAUGGCAUGGGCCAUCAUCCCACACUAUGGCUGGAGUUUCCAGAUGGGGUCAGCGUACCAGUUCCACAGCUGGCGUGUGUUCGUCCUGGUGUGUGCAUUUCCCUCUGUUGCGGCUAUUGCUUCUCUCACCACCAUGCCAGAAAGCCCUCGCUUCUUCUUAGAGAACGGCAAACACGACGAAGGCUGGAUGAUUCUGAAACAAGUUCACGACACCAACAUGAGAGCAAAGGGACACCCAGAGAAGGUGUUUUCUGUCACCACCAUCAAGACUGUAAAGCAGAUGGAUGAGCUGGUGGACAUGGGAGGAGAAAUAUCAACUUUGCGACGCUAUAAAUUGAAGCUGACCAGCCUAUUCCAACAGGUGCGGAGUAACUUCUUGGCCAUCUUCAAUCCAGAAUACAGAAGGACCACCUUCAUGAUGAUGGCUGUCUGGUUUACCAUGUCGUUCAGCUACUAUGGGCUGACAGUGUGGUUCCCUGACAUGAUCAAAUACAUUCAGAAGCAGGAAUAUGCCUCACGCACCAAGUUCUUCACCAAGGAGCGAGUGGAGCAUGUCACUUUUAACUUUACCUUGGAGAACCAAGUGCACCGCCAAGGACAGUACUUCAACGACAAGUUCAUCAACCUUAAGAUGAAGUCCAUGGUGUUUGAGGACUCAGUUUUUGAGGAGUGCUACUUCGAGGACAUCACCUCUAGCAGAAGCUUCUUCAGAAACUGCACCUUUGUCUCAACCCUCUUUUACAAUACAGACUUCUUCCAGAACAGAAUCAUCAACAGCAAACUGGUAAACAGCACCUUCCUACACAACAAGGAAGGCUGUCUGCUGGACUUCACUGAUGACAACAACGCAUACAUGAUCUACUUUGUCAGUUUUCUGGGCACAUUGGCUGUGUUACCCGGCAACAUUGUGUCAGCCCUGCUGAUGGACAAAAUUGGGCGUCUGAGGAUGUUGGCGGGAUCGAGUGUCAUAUCUUGUGUAAGCUGUUUCUUCCUGUCAUUCGGCAGUACCGAGUCGGGAAUGAUCGCCCUCUUAUGUCUCUUUGGCGGCAUCAGCAUAGCUUCCUGGAAUGCCCUGGAUGUGUUGACUGUAGAACUAUACCCAUCGGAUAAAAGGACCACUGCAUUUGGCUUCUUAAAUGCCCUUUGCAAGCUGGCUGCUGUCCUGGGCAUAAGCAUCUUCCAGUCCUUCGUAGGCAUCACCAAGGCUGUGCCCAUCUUGUUCGCUGCAGGCGCACUCGCUGCCGGCAGUUUCCUGGCUCUAAAGCUGCCUGAAACACGGGGCCAGGUGCUGCAGUAGCACAAUUCACCACCAGAAGGCAGAAGAGUGUAGCUGCAGUGGCCACAUUGCAACCAGGGCCCGACCAACCAUACAAUCUCAGCCCUUAGCAAUCCAACAUUGCUCAUUAAACACCAAAAAACAGACUGUCAUCAACAGUAUCACAACAGUCCCAGAUUACUGAGAAAUUAUGAGGAUAGCAUCAUACUUAAAAUGCUGAUGUAACCCAUUUAGCCAGCACAGACUAGCUGACAUCUUCACCACAGCAUAAAAUAGCACAUUGGGUUUGCUUCUCAGAGACCCUUCAGAUUAGACUGAAUAUAUUCCUGCCAACAAAGAUACAAGUUUAUAAACCACUGCCAAAGGAUGUAAAGAUACUGCUUGAUAGCUACAAUGCUUAAUGGGGAUAAAUUGAUCAUAGAUACUUCCCAACAAAAGAGAUCAAACAUCUAGACACCCUCAAUUCAUCCUAGCAUCCAUAUCUGACCCUCAUGCCAUUCAAAUAAUCUGAGGUUACAGAUGCCCUCCAAUAGAUUUCCUCCUGAAAAUAGCUUUCACUUUAACUUAGCUUUCUACUGAAAAAGCAGAGCUCAAAUGAAUACUUGAAUAUUAAAUUUAUGUUUUUCAGCUUUGGCUGAUUUAUAAUAGUGGUUAAUCAUACUUCAAAGCGUCUUGUCCUUUGUAAUCUGAAUGGACUUGAUGAGUGAAAGCAGUAUUAUAGAAGCCCAUUGGUUGAUCAGCCUAUUGCUUGCAUCUUAUAUCCUGUGAGGAAGAGAGGACAGGAUCAUUGUCAUUUAAAUCUCUUAUUGGCUUCCUCUGAAAGAGAAUAUUACACACAAUAUUUCCCUUGCCAGGUGACAUGCACCAAGAUCCCUGCUUCAAAAUAAUGAUGUAGAUUAUUUGUUCAAACUUGGCAUUGAUACUAGUUAUUUUAUCAUAUAGAAAACAGACUGUACAUGUGUGUUGAAGGUAUAUUGUAAGAAUUGAAAUUGAAAUUUUAGUAAUUUAGCCGACGCUCUUAUCCAGAGCGACUUACAGUUAGUGAGUGCAUACAUU
This is a messenger RNA of Coregonus clupeaformis (lake whitefish), 3740 nucleotides long. Its product is annotated as synaptic vesicle glycoprotein 2A-like. The record is from RefSeq and is a predicted model, not a curated record. Lineage: Eukaryota; Metazoa; Chordata; Actinopteri; Salmoniformes; Salmonidae. The coding region runs from base 504 to 2705 and encodes 733 amino acids. The transcript is spliced from 13 exons. Gene Ontology annotation, biological process: chemical synaptic transmission; transmembrane transport. Gene Ontology annotation, molecular function: transmembrane transporter activity. Gene Ontology annotation, cellular component: membrane.